AUGCCCAUGGUGCUCCUCCCGCAAGUCCUACCGCUCCCUACUACGAGCGUCGUCAAGGCGUCGCUUAAAGAUGCUCGUCAGGUGGUCGUCAAUCCGCUUGAUAAGGCGGAGAAGGAGACAUCAUCAGACUCGAAAUAUACCGUUGCUGUACAGGCCGUAACAACGAAUCCUGCACAGCCGAACGAGACUCAUCUUCUAGCUACGAUAGGCAGCUUCAGCAGAGCGGAGAGGGAUCAAAAACUCCCUGAAUUCCUAGAAACAGAUAAGACGCCUAGACAAGAGGAUAUAUCCAAAAAAUCCACAUGGUUCUGCGAUUCAGUAUUCGCACUGGACGCCCAUAUAAAAAGCCAAGCUAUUAAUAACAGCACCCAGCAAUUAUUAUAUAACGGCAAUCCUCAAGCCGAUAUCUCUGGAUCAUUUGCAGCUUACAGAAGAUUAUCAUUACCACCUGGUUUUACACUUGGCCGAGGAGCCCCAUUUGAGUUUACAUCACUAAUGUCGGACCAACACGAGCUACCAAGGGAAAUUGACGGGAUAGAGGUUAACCCUGAAUGGGGUCUUACGAAAGCAGGAAAAGCAAGACAGAGGCUGCCUAUAGCUUGUACGAACUGCAGAGGAAAGAAGAUAAAAUGUCUUGUUAGCAAAGAUGGCGGUCCUUGCCAUAACUGUAUGAAAUCUGAUACUCUGAAGAAUAGUUGCCGAACAGAGGGAAGGCCAAGAAGACAAAGUUCUGCAAUAAAGAGAGAUAAAUCGAAAUCUCGCAAAAGAAGUGCUGGAAGGAGGCCUUCGCAAAACGAAGGCGACGAUUCUUCUACCAGCUUUUCCAGAGCCUCAUCUAGAGAUCUUGCUGAUGAUGAUAGCAUAAUGCUUGGUGCUAUGGAUCCAUCACUUCUUACUCUACCAAUUGGGUCUGCAAUGCCACCUUCUCAUGCCAUAUACUCAGGGAUGCAUACGGAAUCUUCAUAUCCUCAUUCAUCCGACUCUCCUGUUAGCAACAUGUCAGAUAGAUCUCGCCAACUCUCACUAGAGUCCAUAUCUUCAUCUUAUCAACCACUCUUCACAUCAGGAUAUAGCUUGGAAAACGAAGGAGCUUAUGACCCUCGGCUUUUCGCAGUCCCUCCCGAGCCAAGGCUUGUAUCGCCUCUCUCGAAGCUCAAUCCAACAAGUUUUCCGAAGCAAACAAGGAUACAACUUCCGGAUGAACAGACAACGAAGAAUCUUGUAGAGCUUUUUUUCACCCAUCUCCACUGGCAGGGAUACGGGUUUCUACAACCAUCAUCAUUUCUACGGAAUUUAACAGCCCAGUCGCCCAUUCUACUCCUGUGCAUUUGUGCAGCUAGCUGUCGAUUGUCUGACGAAUUACGUGCAACUAACUCGCCUCGUAUACUGGAGGCACAAGCAAAACAAGCUGCGCUUGGUGAAAGAUUUGCGCCCACAUUAACGACUAUCCAGUCCUUUCUCUUACUAGCUUUUCAUUAUUCUGCAACUGGUGACAUCGAACUGUCAAAUGGGUAUUCCGACAUCGCUAUUUCAAUGGUCAAACAAAUACGACUCGGGGAGCAAGUCAAUGAGAAGCUUCGACAAAAGGAAAGGCUAGGGCAAUCUACCAUGGAGCCUGCAAUAGAAAUCGGCAAAAGAACAUUCUGGGCGGCCUAUUUACAAGAUCGUUCCCGGCAUUUGACUGAACAUCAGGCCCCUGAACAGAGAUUAGCAGUAUCUGAUAUCCCACUUCCAUGUCUUGAAGGGGAAUUUGAUUUAAGAGAGAAGAUCGGGGACUCAAAGGGUGUUUUUGAUCGGGCAAACAACAUCGGUGUAAUGGGCUACCUUAUUAAAAUCGUCGACAUUCGGGCCAGGCUUCUACACUUCCUUAAGGUCUCUUGCACCCACCUGCCUCAAGUCUAUCCAUCAGAGCAUGGCUCUUGCGACACAAGGCAGCUUGCCGCAGAGUUGAAAAUAUGGGAGGAAACACUUCCGGCAGAAUAUCAAUUUACAGCUGACAACUUCAAGGGUCACUUCGAUGGCGAACAUUCUAUCAUCGAAACCAUCUGCUUGAUGCACAUCAUCUACCACACCACUCUAAACCAGCUUCACCGUUACCAAGACACGAAAGAAACGUUCACAGAACACUACCUUCCAGCUUUCAACCAUGCACUUGCGGUACUGGCCGUACUGAGAUCGAUCUCAAAGUAUAACGAUGAAGUUGCGAGGCCGGUUGGGAGAAAAAUACAACUCGUCUCCCCUUUUGUCCCUUUCGCUGUGGGAAUUGCUUGUGAUACGAUUGGACGCCUAUUAACAUACCUGCCGGAAGAAUACAUUCUGGAGGACGGUCGGCUGCUUGCCAAUCCAAAUAUCUCUUUAUUUUUCAACGCAAGAAAAUAUUACCGAGAGAGUUUACAGUUACUUCGGAACUACAUGCACAGGAUGAAGGCCGCUGCCGAUAUCUAUGUCAUGAUUCGAAAGCUCUGUGUCGAUAUCAGGGAAGCUUGCACUGACGGAAUUGGGAACAAGCAUGCUGGCUCUGCUGACCCAACAGGCCCUCAUUGUGUUUCUGGAGUAUGUAUCAACAAGGAAAAGCUGAGAGCAAUUGCUCCCACAAUGAUCCCGUUGAACGGUUCGGUUGUGGAUAUCCUCUAUCACGGAGAUUAUUUUGGAGCGUGGUUUCGACAGGGCGGAUCCCAAGAAAUCGAAAGGCUGACACACCCCGCCACCGAUCAUCAGCGCCAACCAACUGGCUUACCUGAGAUUAGCUCAAGUAGCCUGCGGAUGGCCACGACGCCAUUAGCCCAUACCGCUCAGCCAUCUGAGGGAUAUGUAACGGCGGUUCAGCUACCUAGAAGUACCCUCGCUGUUUUCAACCUCCAGGUCGAUGCCUCUGAAGAUCAAGAUGCCGCACAGUGGAAUUUGCCACCUGGAACGGCCCCUGUAGCAUCAACACAAAGUUCACCGCUCAUGGGUCAAGAUGCUCGGUCAUCUCACUCUGGGAGUGUCGGUCUUCCUGAGCCAUUCCUUCGUAUGAAAUCGGCUCUAGGACAAUCUACGGCGAGUUCUAACACUAUUCCUUCCUCAGGAAACAGUCCGAUACCUCUUUCUGGUCCGUUUAUUUCCACCGCAAGUACGAGUUGGCAAAGCCCUGGGCUCACAGGAGUCGACAUGCUUAGCUUCGAAUCGUUGAAUUUUAUGGAUGUCGACGCUAGUAGUCAAGAUGCUCCAUUAGAUUUCAGCAUGGAGGACCUCCUAAACAGCAAUCCUUUCAAUAACACCCCGGAAUAA
Molecule: messenger RNA, 3270 nt
Organism: Orbilia oligospora ATCC 24927
Lineage: Eukaryota; Fungi; Ascomycota; Orbiliomycetes; Orbiliales; Orbiliaceae
Exons: 3
Coding region: 1-3270 (1089 amino acids)
Biological process (GO): regulation of DNA-templated transcription; DNA-templated transcription
Cellular component (GO): nucleus
Molecular function (GO): DNA binding; DNA-binding transcription factor activity, RNA polymerase II-specific; zinc ion binding
Source: RefSeq, a predicted model, not a curated record